GCCUAUAAAUCCUGCUACACUAUAUCCCGUAUUUAAGUUGGUGAAGCAAAUGUUUUCCGCUGAAGAACUACAGCGGUUGUGAGAAGGAAAUCUGUUGGCUGAAUUCAUAUCAUCAUUCGUGCCCGUCAUUAUGCCUGUGAUACUCUCGGAGAACCAGAUGAGAGACGUCAUGCACCAAGUUACUAAAUAUCACGGGUGGAUUAAGAUUUGUGGAGAAAUUUCAGCCAGGUUAGAACAUUUCAUAACGGGGUAUGAGUUCAUCGUGGACACAUGGCCUGAAUUUAAAGCGCUGGUUGUACGCUCAAACAGGAAAUCUUUACAGUUGCAGUUUCUGGAGCCCUCUGUGAACAUCUUUGCUACAGAUACGGGUGCACUAAGGGAUCUCCUGCAAAACAAUGAUGUUAUAGACUGGUCAAGAAAACAGAAUUUUGAAUGUGUGGACACGAGGCUGAUGUCUGUUGUGAUAGAAGUGAUGAAACACCAUCAAGUUUCCAUCUCGCUUGGAUCGACUGCCGUGUUCCUCCGUGUGACGGAAGAUACCUUGGAACUCAAACCAGUGCCAGAAGGUUUUACGCUUAAGAGUCUCAAAGAAGAUCAAGCCAAAAUGGUAGAUGCUUUCUGGAAUUUGAGAAGAGAAUAUUCUGAUGAUUACAUUCAAGAAAUGAUACGGAAACUACCUUCCUGCUGUCUUUACAACAGUGAGGGAGAGAUGGUUGGGUUUGCCAUCACCUACCACUAUGGCUGCAUUGGGAUGUUACACGUUCUGGAGGAACACAGAGGGAAGGGGUACGCCAAGGUGAUUAUGUCACAUCUCGCUUUCAAGUGUCUUCAGAAGUGGCAGUGUGUAUCUGUGUUUAUUGACCCAAAGAACACGAGGUCAAUAAAACUUAAUGAAGCCAUAGGCUUUUCUUUAGUACCAGAUUUGUUGUUUAUAGCAAUUAAAAGUCACUCACAUCCAAAGCUUUAAUAUUGACGUAUGCAGAACAAACACCCAAACAAGCUCAUGAUAACUGAGUUAAAUGCCACUGAGAAGCUGCUGGGUUGGACAAAGUGAGUGAGUGAGUGAGUUUAGUUUACGCCGCAGUCAUCAAUAUUCCAGCUAUAUGGCGGCGGUCUGUAAAUAGACGAGUCUGGACCAGACAAUCCAGUGAUCAACAGCAUGAGCAUCGAUCUGCGCAAUUGGGAACCGUUGUCAUGUGUGGUGGGACAAAGGAGAUAUUAUUUUGAUCCAUAACAACUUUAUUCGAUUUGAUUUAUUUCAACGAAUACAACCUUUCCACGUAGACACGUAACAUG
Molecule: messenger RNA, 1296 nt
Organism: Haliotis rubra (blacklip abalone)
Lineage: Eukaryota; Metazoa; Mollusca; Gastropoda; Lepetellida; Haliotidae
Product: glycine N-acyltransferase-like protein 3
Exons: 6
Coding region: 131-967 (278 amino acids)
Cellular component (GO): mitochondrion
Molecular function (GO): glycine N-acyltransferase activity
Source: RefSeq, a predicted model, not a curated record